Colletotrichum spaethianum is the source of this 987-nucleotide messenger RNA. RefSeq names its product protein yippee-like. Bases 1 to 987 code for a protein of 328 amino acids. The record is from RefSeq and is a predicted model, not a curated record. The transcript has a single exon. Lineage: Eukaryota; Fungi; Ascomycota; Sordariomycetes; Glomerellales; Glomerellaceae.
AUGGCGCCCAACAUCGUUGUCUCCCGGCCCACGUUCCCGACCUACCUCCUCCCCAGCUUCAACAUCCCCUUUCGUCGCCGUGCUUCCACGACUUCGACAUCGACAUCGGGUUCUGCCUCAACGCCAGAAGCAAGCCAGGUGCCUUCUCUUAGCUCCUCGCCAACAUCGUCGACGACCGACGAGACCGUAACCCCGCCAAACAGCCCCCCGCUACCGCCGUCAUACCAAGAUGCCAUAACCACCCCCACCACAGCCACUGACAGCCUGUCUACGACCACAAAAUCCGCGAGAACCAGACCCUCCCGCCCUUCCCUGGCGCGCAUCCAACCAGACACCCUCCGCUGCUCAACCUGCUCCUGCGAUGUCGCCUUCUCCUCCCAGAUCGUUAGCAAAGGCUUCACGGGCCGCUACGGGCGCGCAUACCUCGUCGCGCCGACACCUCCACCCUCCGCACCCAUCUCCGGCGGCGUGGCGCCGCCCGCAAAGACGAACAACGGCCCAGCCGGCCCCGGGUCCCUUGCCAACGUCCGCAUCGGCAAGUGCGAGAACCGCCAGCUCGUCACGGGCUGGCACGUCGUCGCCGACAUCACCUGCGCCCUCUGCAGCGCCAAGCUCGGCUGGAAGUACGUCGACGCCAAGGAGCUCAGCCAGAAGUACAAGGUCGGCAAGUUCAUCCUCGAGGUGGAGCGCGUCGUGCCCUUCCGCAGCUGGGAGGACGUCUCGGCUGAUUACUACAAUGUCUCCGAGGAUGAUGAGGAGUCCGACGAAGAAGGUGACGAGGUGAAGGUCGACGACAGGCGCGAAGAGGAUGAUGCCGACGCCGCGGAGGGCGCUGGCAAGGGGGGUGAGUCAGAAGAGGACGAGGUCGAGGUUGUGUUUGAUUCCGAGGAUGAGGAUGACCUUGAGGACAUGUUCUCUGGGAACUGGGACCCAGAGGUCGUAGCCAAGAGGCGAAACCGCCGAGUGACGGCGGCGCGGAAGAAGUAA